Molecule: messenger RNA, 3495 nt
Organism: Alligator sinensis (Chinese alligator)
Lineage: Eukaryota; Metazoa; Chordata; Crocodylia; Alligatoridae
Product: mediator of DNA damage checkpoint protein 1-like
Exons: 5
Coding region: 690-2888 (732 amino acids)
Source: RefSeq, a predicted model, not a curated record
UGGGGGGCCGCCACGGCCCGGAGAGAGACGUCUGGAUCUACCCUGGUGAGAACGUGGUGGGACGCCUCCCCAGCUGCCCCGUGCACCUGCCGGUGCCCUCCGUGUCCAAGCUGCAUGCAGUGAUUGAAGCACCAAGGCCUGGGCCUGGAUACCCACACCUGCUCUGGGACCGUGGCAGCCUCAAUCGCACGCGGCGCGGCCGUGCCGUGCUCCAGCCCCACGUCCGCUACACUCUGGCCCACGGCGACACCCUGCUGUUUGGCGACGUGGGCUGCCAGUACUUCCUGCUGCCCCCCGGGGAAUCUGCAGCCUCCCCCCUGCACUGUCUGACCGUGGAGGAGACACCAACCCCAUGCAGGCGUAGGUUGGGUGCUGGGGCCCAGUUGGCUCAGGAGUCAGAGGUGAAGAAAAAAAGAUGGCGUGGAGGGUCAGAGGCCUGCACACAGGGCAGCGGCAGCCUAGGAUCUCCGCCCCCCAACACUGUGGUGCCUGAGAGUGACGAGGAAGCUGAGGAUGCCCCCAGCCCUUCCUCCCACCUCUGCUUCAAUACCCAAGGAGGGGCAGCGACACCGAGGGGCUGGGCACCUCCCUCUGCCCCAGAGUUGCUGGAUGUGGAGCCCCCAAGCCAGGAUCCAGAUGUGCCGGGAUCAAAGACCUGUGGUUGGGAGCUCCUGGCAGGGGACAUACACAUGGACACAGAGGGGACCAAGGAUCCAGAUGUUGUAGGUUCCCAGAGCCGUCUGUCUGUGAUUGAAGUGGCUGGCAACACAGGUGCGGAAGACAGAGAGGGGAAUCCAGAUAUUGUGGUUUCCCAGGGCCGACGGCCCUCCUCUGAAGCAGACAGCAAUCCAGAUGUGGAGGAUGGGUUUGGGGUUCCAGAUGUUGUAGGUCCACCAAGCCAUCAGCCUGCCAUUGAGGUGUGCAGCGGCACAGCUGUGGAAUAUGUUAACAGGAAGCCAAGUGUUGAGGUUCCCCAGAGCUGUCAGCCUGCUGUCCAAGCGGCGAGUGACACACGUGUGGAGGUCGAGGGUGGGGUUCCAGAUGUUGUAGAUUCACAGAACCGUCGGUCCACCAGGGAGGUAAGCAGCAAAACAGCUGCGGAGAAUGGGGAUGGGAAUCCAGAUGUUGAGGUUCUCCAGAGUCCUCAUCUAACUGUUGAGGUGGGCAGAGACACAGAUGUGGAGGAUGGUGAUGGGAUUCCAGAUGUUGUGGUUGCCCAGAGCCAUUGGCUCCCCAUUAAGGUGGGCAGUAACACAGCUGCAGAUAAUGGUGAUGGAAAUCCAGAAGUUGAGGAUCUCCAGAGCUUUCGGCCAGCUGUUGCUGCAGACAGUGACACAGAUGUGGAGGAGGUGGAUGGAAAUCCAGAUGUAGCUGGUACCCAGAGGCAUCGACUGGCCCUUGAAGUGGGCAGUGAUACUGAUGUGGAAGAGGCAGAUGGGCAUUCAGAUGUUGCAGGACCUCAGAGCCAUCGGCCCUCCAUGAAGCGGGGUAGCCACACAGCUACAGAGAACGUUGGUGGGAAUUCAGGUGUUGUGGUUCCCCAGGACUGUCGGCCAGCUGAUAAAGUGGGAAGCAGUACAGAUGUGGAGGAUGGCGAUAAGAUUCCAGAUGUUGUAGGUCCACAUAGCCAUCAGCCUGCUACUAAGGCAUGCAGUGACACACCUGUGGAAAACAGUGAUGUGAAUCCUGAUGUUGAGGCUCUCCAAAGCCAUCAGCUGGCCUUUGAAGUGGGCUGUGACACAGAUGUGGAGGACAGUGAUGGGAUUCCUGAUGUUGUAGGUUCACAGAGCUGUUGGCCCACUGUGAAGGUGGGCAGCAACAGAGCUGUAAAGAACGGUGAUGGGAAUCCAGAUGUUGUGGCUGCCCAGAGCAGUUGGCCCACUGUUGAGGUGGACAGUGAUACAGAUGUGGAGGACAAUGACAGGAUUCCGGAUGUGGCAGGGCCCCAGAACCAUCGGCCAGCCACUAAGGUGGGCAGCGACACAGCUGUGGAGCGCAUUAAUGGGAAUCCAGACGUUGAGGUUCUCCAGGGCCAUCAGCCCACAAUUGGGAUGGACAGUGAUACGGAUGUGGAGGAUGGGGAUGGGAUUCCAGAUGUUGUAGGUCUCCAGAGCCAUCAGCCUGCCACUAAGGUGGGCGGCAACCUAGAUGUGGAGAAUGUGAAUGGGAAGCUAGAUGUUGAAGUUCCCCAGGGCCAUCAAUCCAACAUCAGGGUGGACAGUGAUACAGAUGUGGAAGGUGGGGAUGGGAUUCCAGAUGUUAUAGGUUCCCAGCGCCAUCAGCCUGCCACUAAGGUGGGUGGCAACCCAGCUGUGGAGAAUGAUGGGAACCCAGAUGUUGAAGUUCUCCAGAGCUGUUGGCCCACUGUUGAGAUGGACAGUGAUACAGAUGUGGAGGAUGGUGAUGGGCUUCCAGAUGUGACAGGUCCCCAGAGCCAUCGGCCUGCCUUUAAAGCGGACAGCGACACCGAUGUGGAGGUGGAUGAGAUUCCAGAUGUUGUGGGUCCACCCAGGCAUCAGCCAGCUGUUGAGGUGGCCAGCAACACAAAUGUGGAGAAUAGUGAUGGGAAUCCAGAAGUGGGAGUAGCGGCCAAACCGGCUGCAGCACCUCCCCAGGCUCUCCAGCCCCUCGAACCUGGGGCUCCUGAUCCAGAUGUGGAGGCCCCCCAGCCCCACUCAUCCCCUUGGCCAGCAUCUGGGGACAACAGUGAGACUGAUGCCAAGGAUGACCCCGACCUGGCACUGCAGGCCACCCAGUGCUACCUGGACAGCAAGGCUGGAGCCUCUGGUAGGAUGCCUGGGUUUCUCUCCGGGUUGGGGUGGUGGAGGGGGGCUGAGAGUCCGGAUGCCUGGGUUAGCUGGGAGGGGAGUGGGGACUGGUGGGUAUAAGCAGGGGAGUUGGGAGCCCAGACACCUGGGUGUCUCACUCUCCAUGUGGGUAUCCCAGCUGCCACCCAUGUCCCACAUUGUGGUGAGGGUGGAGGGGUGCAAAAUGGGGGAUUGUGGUUAGUUCCCCUCCCCAGCAGUCCCCAGCCUGGAGGAAGAGGCCACCCAGAAGUUCUCCCAGGAGCGGGCUGGGAGCCCGGACAUCUGGGUUCUCUGUCUGGGUCCUGGGCACCUGGGACGGGGCAGCGCUGGACACAGCUUCUGUGUAGGGGGAGCUGGGUUUUCCAUGGGCACAUACCUGGGUACCCUGAACUGCUGGCUUCUGUGUUUCUGCCCAUCUGCCCUGAGUGCCUGGGCUCUGGAUGCCUCACCUGGAAAGGGACAGAAGCAUUGGGUAAAGCAGAGUUCAGGUCAGAGCCACCCUUGAGGGAGGGGGAGACAAGCUGGGGAGGAACCCAGGUGUCCCGGCUCCCAGCUUUCCCCAGCCCCCACCCCCUGCCCAGAGAUCCCAGGCAUCCCUGUGGGCUCUUACCCUGCACCCCAUCUAGCCCCUUAGCUCCCUCUUCCCCUGCUAAGGACCCCAGAGUCCAUGCUCCCAACCCCCCGGCUC